Messenger RNA from Cutaneotrichosporon cavernicola, 2403 nucleotides. RefSeq lists its product as uncharacterized. The coding region runs from base 1 to 2403 and encodes 800 amino acids. The record is from RefSeq and is a predicted model, not a curated record. Lineage: Eukaryota; Fungi; Basidiomycota; Tremellomycetes; Trichosporonales; Trichosporonaceae. Gene Ontology annotation, cellular component: Cul4-RING E3 ubiquitin ligase complex. Gene Ontology annotation, molecular function: ubiquitin protein ligase binding. The transcript has 8 exons. Gene Ontology annotation, biological process: protein ubiquitination; DNA damage response; ubiquitin-dependent protein catabolic process.
AUGUCAAUGGGCUCGGGGCGGCGGCCCAAACCCAAGAUCCGGCCCCCACCAAAGCUGGGCCCAGACACGAGCAUCAAGGAGAUAUGGAACAAGCUCUCACACGCUAUCCGCGAGAUUCAGAAUCACAAUGCCUCCAAACUCUCGUUCGAGGAGCACUACCGCUACGCCUACAACAUGGUGUUGUACAAGCACGGCGAUCAGCUCUACAACGGCGUGAAGGGGAUCGUUUCGGAACACCUGGACAAGUUGGCUGAAGAGCGCAUCGUUCCCGCCUUCCCCCGCACGAGCGCGACGCAGGCCUCUGCGCCUGGUGGAGGGGCUGCAGCAGUCGAACGUGCAGUGGAGGGCGACCGCUUCUUGCGUGCCGUCAAGGGCGUCUGGGACGACCAUACGGGCAGCAUGCGCAAGCUCAAGGACAUCUUGAAAUACAUGGACAAGGCAUACACACAGCAGCAGGGGCUACCAGCAGUUUAUGACGCCGGCCUGCAGCUGUUCCUUUCCCACAUCGUCCGCUCCUCCACACAUCCGAUCCACAAUCACCUCAUCGGUACGCUGCUCGGGCAAGUCCAGCUAGAGCGCGAUGGCCUCACCAUCCAGCGCUCAACGGUUGCCGACUGUGUCGACUUCCUUAUCCGCCUAGAGAACCCCGAGCGCCUAGGCGGGCGGCCAGUGUAUGCAACCGACUUUGAGCCUGAGUUCCUGCGUCGCUCUUCGCAGUUCUACCGACAAGAAGCCGUCGCGCAACUGGUCAAGGCUGACUCGUCGGCGUACCUCCGCAACGUGGAACGGCGACUGUCAGAAGAGAGCGAUCGCACGGCCCACUACCUCUGGUCCAACACGAGCCAGCCGCUGCAGAUGUUACUCGUCGACGAGCUCCUCACACCACAUCUUCAGGCGAUCAUGCGCAUGCCCGGGACGGGCCUCGUGGCGAUGCUCGACGGCGAUCGAAUUGACGACCUGCGACGAUUAUACACCCUCUUCCUCCGUGUACCCGGUGACGCCGGCAAGGACGCGAUGCGGUUAGCGCUGCGUGGCAGUGUCGAGGUGCGCGGGAAAUCGAUCAACGAUAGUGCUCUGGCAGCGGCUGCACCACCACCUGAGGACGAGGAGGAGAAGCCUGAUGUCAAGGGCAAAGGCAAGGCGAAGGCACCGAACGCGGGCGCUACGGCCUUGGCACAGGCGUUGCGCUGGGUACAGGACGUUCUUGACCUCAAGGACAAAUUUGACGCCAUCUUGGACAAAGCGUUUGGUGGUGACAAGCAGGUGCAGGCAUCUAUCAACGAGGCGUUCCAGUCGUUCAUCAACGCCAACCAGCGUUCGCCAGAGUUCCUCUCCCUGUUCAUCGACGAGCACCUCAAGAAGGGCACCAAGGUCAAGAGCGAGGAGGAGAUUGACCAUGCGCUCGAGAAGACGCUCAUCCUGUUCCGCUACCUGUCCGACAAGGACAAGUUUGAGCGGUACUAUAAGAACCACUUGGCACGGCGACUCCUAUCCGGGCGGAGUGCGAGCGACGACGCGGAACGCGGCAUGGUCGCCAAGCUCAAGAUCGAAAUGGGCUUCCAGUUCGUGCAGAAGCUUGAGGGCAUGUUCAACGACAUGCGCCUAAGCGCGGACAGCGCCAAGAGCUUCUUGACAUACCAAGCGCGACACGGGGCGGCACCACUCGACAUGAGCGUCAAGGUGCUUACGGCGUCGUAUUGGCCGCAGCAGAUUGUGACCGCGAGCACUUGCACGUUUGGCGAGCCGCUGGCGGCAGGUGCGCAGUUAUACCAGCGCUAUUACGACAGCAGGCACUCGGGGCGCCGACUCACGUGGCAGGCCAGCUUGGGGACGGCGGACGUUAGAGUGCGCUUCAAAGCGCGACCGCACGACCUGAACGUGCCGACCCAGGCGCUCGUCGUGCUCCUGCUAUUCGAGGAGGCCAAGGAGGGCGAUGUGUUGUCGUACUCUGAAAUCAAGUCGGCGACAGACUUGGCGGACUCGGAUUUACAACGCACACUACAGUCGCUGGCGUGCGGCAAGUUCCGAGUGUUGACCAAGACGCCGAAGAGUCGAGAUGUGGGUCCGAACGACACAUUCGCAUUCAACGACGGGUUCACGAGUCCAUUGGCGCGCAUCAAGAUCAUGCAGAUUGCAAGCAAAGUCGAGACGCCCAAGGAGCGCGAGGAGACGCAGGAGAUGGUCGACGAGGAGCGCAAGCACCAAGUGGAAGCGUGCAUCGUGCGCAUCAUGAAGAGCCGAAAGACGAUGGGCCACAACGGCUUGGUAACAGAGGUCGCACAGCAACUCAGCACCCGCUUCCAGCCCAGCACGGGCUUGAUCAAGAAGCGAAUUGAGGGGCUGAUUGACCGCGAGUACCUGGAACGUACGAGCGACAUUGGGGUGUACCGAUACUUGGCGUAG